CAAACAUACCAGUCUCCAGGGCUUUGCUUAAGAAGGCUCAGACUGAUAUUAGUCAUUCUUUUUAUGAGCCACAGAUUCAGAGAUGUUUUAUGGUGUUUAAGAUGCACCGUGCCUACCAGCCAAUUUUACCAUGUGGCAACAAAUAUCUUCAGCAAAAAUGGGACAGAGCAAACUAUGAAGACCACAAGAAGAGGAUUCAGACAGCCAAAGCGAGAGUGGACACUUCUUCUCCUCCCGCAUAUGGCCAUCUGCACUUGAAGCUGAAGAAGCUGAAGCUUGAGGAGGAGCGACUUUCACUCAUCGAACGAGACAACCGUUUGCUGCUGGAAAAGAUGUCCUGCAUCAUGAGGACGAAGGGACGAAUUGAUAACAAAAAUGACUAUGAGACCAAAAGUUUAAACAGGGAAAAACGAGAGAAGGAACUGCUGAGAGUGAGCAAGGAAAACCGUGCCAUUCUGGAUAGGAUUACGAAGUCUGAGCCUCAGUAUCAAGUUCAGAGGUGGCAUGAAGAUUGGCAACGAGCUGAGAAAUACAUGAUCAGCAUUGCAAGAUAUCCUCCUGGCUGGUAUAAACCACACAACCAAAAGGAACAAAAAGUUAAAAAGAAGGCACCAAAACGAGAGCAAAAUAGAGAUAAGCAACUGAAUGGAAAGAGUGUGAAAAGUGAGGAGGAGGAGGAGGAAGAAAGAAGGCAUGGUCAAAGUACAGAGCACAAUGAUCACCAAGAGAGAAACAGUGUCUCAGAAAAAGUAUAAUGCCCUCCCUCCCUUUUUGGGGGCAGAACUAUGGGUGAGCAGCGACUGCAAGAGCGUAGCAUAUUAUCAUCUUAAACAGGCUACCGUAAGUGUAGGUUUUAGGCAUGUCAGGUCUUUAUUAUAAUUAGGGAAGUGUAGGACAAGUAAUGUAGGGUAGGAUAUGAAAACUUUUCUUUGUCAUUGCCAAGAAAUACCUAACACUGUAUGAUGGCUGAUAAACACUAGUGAAAUAGGGAGCAAAGCUGAGCCUAUGAAUUGAUUUUAGUGUAGGUAACUAAUCCAGCUGAGUUAGACUAAAUUUUUCCUCUUUUUUU
Molecule: messenger RNA, 1069 nt
Organism: Gavialis gangeticus (Gharial)
Lineage: Eukaryota; Metazoa; Chordata; Crocodylia; Gavialidae
Exons: 5
Coding region: 90-755 (221 amino acids)
Source: RefSeq, a predicted model, not a curated record